Impatiens glandulifera is the source of this 789-nucleotide messenger RNA. RefSeq lists its product as uncharacterized. The record is from RefSeq and is a predicted model, not a curated record. NCBI's taxonomy places the organism in Eukaryota, Viridiplantae, Streptophyta, Magnoliopsida, Ericales, Balsaminaceae. Gene Ontology annotation, molecular function: zinc ion binding. The transcript has 2 exons. Bases 92 to 712 code for a protein of 206 amino acids.
UGCAAAACAGAACAACAGUUCACACUUUUGAUUAAUUUUGGCUACUAAAGGGAGAUAGAUUCUUUAAUUUCAUCCAUUGGGUCAUGAAAAAAUGGAAACUACAAACCAAACCCAUGUUGAUUUGGAGGAAGGAGGAGGCAUUAAUCACAACUCUGAGACCAAUAUUGUGGAUUUAACUGAAGAGGAGGAGAAGAGGAUUGAUUUGUAUGCAUCUUUAGAGGUGAUAGUGGAUUUGGAAGGUGGUUUAGUUGAUGUUGAUCAUGAGGAAUUAGAUGGAAAGGUAGAUUUUCUUGAAUUGGUGAAUUCUUCAAAUGGGAAAGGAAGGGGUUGUAGGAUUUGCCAUUUGAGCUUUGAUGAUGAUGAAGAAAGAUUAAAUUCUGAGUUGGGUUGUUCUUGUAAAGGUGAUUUGGCUCUUGCACACAACCAUUGUGCUCAAACUUGGUUCAACAUUAGAGGCAACAAGACAUGUGAGAUUUGCGGGUCAUUGGCAUGUAACGUCUUGGGUGGUUUGGGUGGUGGACGCGAGGCAGAGUUGGACGUGGGAAGUUCGACGGCAGUGGCAAUUGAGGUCUCGACAAUGAUGUUGCCACGUCAGCAAACCGACGAUAGGAGAAGCUUUUGGAAAGGUCAUCGGUUCCUUAACUUCUUGUUGGCAUGUAUGGUUUUUGCUUUUGUAAUAUCUUGGCUCUUCCACUUCAAUCUACCUUCUUGAUCAUUUCAAUUUCAUUUAUGAAAUCAAAACUCAACCAAAUUCUUGGUUCAAUAAUCAUAUUCCAUGUUUUUUCACAA